Echinostoma caproni is the source of this 2028-nucleotide messenger RNA. NCBI's taxonomy places the organism in Eukaryota, Metazoa, Platyhelminthes, Trematoda, Plagiorchiida, Echinostomatidae. The record is from the annotation of a GenBank genome assembly.
AACCAUGCUGUGGUCCCGGCAAGCAUGUCAGACACUCCGUCCGAUUUGAGCUUGAAUCGUGGAUCCGUUCAAUAUUCCGCAGCCGGCUCUUUGCUGGCCGAAUCCUCUCCAGUUCCACGAGCAUCGGGUGACGGGUCCCGAGUUGAAGCAGAACGAUUCCGAAAUCUCUCGGUCGGGGACGAGUUCAGUGGAUCGGAAAACAGUUCACGUUUCUCUUUUCGCGUGUUCGAUUCCCUUAACGCUCCAGUUCCGUCCGGAUCCGGUAUAGGCAUUAGUCGUUUCCGCGGUCUUCGCUAUUCCGAACGCUACACUCGCUCACCUAUCGCGCCAAGUACACCCACUCGGAUUGCCGCGACAAAUCUAGGCUAUGUGAAUCGGAUCAAGAAUCGUUUUGAAAGUUCGGACCAGUCCGGUGAGAUUGCCACACCGCCAUCCAGAAGUGAUAGUUUGGCGUCCACGUCUUCCGUGCCCACGGGUUACAUGAGCGGACUAGAUCGCAGCGGUGCGGAGGCAACAACUCCGGGUGCAACGAGUUCCGCGAAUGAUCUGGUCCCUGAACUCGUCGUGAACGACUGGAGCGACGAUCCGGAAAUGGUGGCCGGGGAAAGUUUUGAGGCUGCCGUCGAACUGCAGCGACACUUCCCGGACUAUCAGAUGCCGGCCAAAGGUCCCAAAAGCGAGGACUAUAUCCGCCUGUUAUGCUUGUUAGAAUUCCAUCAAAAAACGCAAUACAUGGUACGCCAUUUGAAGCAGUAUGAAUACUUGCUCUUGCGUUGUUGGCCUGUGGAACACAGGCGACUGGCUCAUGUGCUCUGUUUGGAUCAAAUACCCGAACUGAUUUGUCUAUUUCGUACACUGGUCAAAUGUAUCGAUCAGACCAAAACACCGCAAGGUUACUCCGGGAUGGGAGAGGCGGUAUACGCUUGGCUCACAGAUAACGGAUGUGCCAACCUUAAGAGUUGGGCUCAGCAUUGCCAAGCAUUGUCAUGCUCGAAUAUGCUUGAUUCCGUCCGUGUUAUUGUACGGGAUUAUGCACGCCGAAAUCCGGAUAUUGUACCUCUACUCGAAACGAGACACAACAAAUUCGUCCUCAUUGAGGGCCUCAAACAGAUGCGCAUACUCUAUUUCAAUUUGCCCCUGAUUGCUAACAAUAUAGUGAAAGACUUGGAGAAAACCAAAUCUUACAAAGCCGAGGCAAAAAUCUGGCGACAAAUCCAUGCCAAAUUGGCUAGUUUGCCUCAAACGAUCGAUGAUGUGUGCAUGCCUUUGGUCAAACGCAUCAAUCGUGGUCAAUUGUACACCAAUUUGGAUAAGAAAGAUGCCAUAUUUCGGCAGAAUCACUCCACAAUCGCACCAUUCGAGAAUUUAUUGCUCAAUUUCCCUCGUGUCUUGUUCCACUACUGGGUGGUUGCACAUGCUGAAGUGACUGUGGACAAACUAACCGUGACCAGUGCAAACAAGGUUAACCACGACUAUAUUCGCGAACGAACGGAAAUGCUCGCGAUCAUGCUUCACAAUGCUCUGAUGUUUCUAGUGAAGGACAACGAACGCUACAUUCUCCGCGCGUUCAAGGUCACUCGCGAACACGGCAGUGGUGGCGGGGGUGGGGGUGGAGUUGGUGUUCCUUCAUCCGCCAGCACCCUGCCCAGUGCAGUGAACGCAUCAAACGUGGCGGCAGCUGCAAACGCCAACAAUCCUAGUUCUGACUCUCGUUCUCCCCUGGUGCAUGCGGCCUCAGCCACAUCUGCCAACUCGACGGAAAGAGCUUCAUUUCAUUUAUCCUCGUCGUCAUUUUCAAGCUCCGGUCUGAGUCCCCAGGCACCGCCUGUUGGUGGAUCACUGAGCACCGCCACUGGGUCUUCCAUUUAUAACACCCUGUUCGGUGGCGGCUCAGCAUCUGCCACGGUUGCUGCUGCGGCUUCCGGAGUAGCGGGCGGUCACAGUAGCAGUCCAAGUCUUACUACCAGUCCACAACCAUCCGGAGGUCCCGGUGGAGUGGUUGGAGCGGCCGCAAAUAUGGCUGGNUGA